CUAGAAGAGUUACUACCAAGGGCUACCAAUUACUAUAAUAACCCCACAACUACAUAGCCAAGAUAGAAGCUUAGACAAGUAUAAUAUAUUGUAAGCCCGGCGAUAUAUACGCUAGACAAGUACAAGUCCUACAUCGCCUAAUAACCUGUGGCGAUUAACUACUCUCCUCUAAGUUAGUAGCUACGUGAAGAGCAGCAGCGAACAUACCCGCGGCUUUCGCAGAUAGCGAUUGACAUCCUGUUAGUACCGGCUAUGUCUGUUGAGCCUGAGCGUGUCUUUUCUAGAGCAAGACGUACGAUUUCGUGGGACAGAUACCAGCUAGGUGCAAAUACGAUUGAAAGGGGAGAGUGUAUGAAGAGCUGGAUUAAAAGUAGAAUAACACAAAGCGUUGUCGUAGAUGCACCAGAUCAGGACAUGGACGAGGGUAGCGAUAGAGAAGACAGUCAGGAUCCGGCAACAUAGGCUAGUUCUACGACAGGUUCAGUAUAGUUCUGUUCAUGACGUCAUUUAUUGUUAAUCUAUAAAUAUGGAAUAAGUUCCAUACGAGUCGGGAGUUCGUAAUCCAUACCGAGAACCUUCCAUAUGGAGUAUGGAAUAUGGAUAGAAAGCCUGAGUGACAAUAUCCACACCACACUGAACUCGGCCUCAAAGGAAGAGGAGACACAAGCACAUCUCUCCUGGCUCCGCACUUACCCUGAUGGGCUUAUCGUUUACUCGGACGGUUCGAAGCUCGAAGACAAUAAAGCAGGUUAUGGCUAUGUUGUCUAUUGGAAUGGGACUGAGAUUGACAGAGGAUCUCGGCAACUCGGCUCUAGAGAGGUUUUCGAUGCUGAGAUCUCCGGUACUCUACGCGGCCUCCGGCAAGCUAUUAAGCACUGCACCCCUAGCACUCUGAUUACUGUAUGUAUUGACAACUCGUCCGUGGUACGUGGCAUCGGAGGCACCGCCCCCAUGUUAUCUCGUGCUGAAUUCCUCGCUUUCCAAGCUAUUUGAGAUGAAUUCCCUGGCAGAAUAUCAGUUAGAUUUACCCCCUGACAUAAAGACAUACCUGGCAACGAAGCAGCAGAUGCUCUAGCCAAGAAAGGGGCCGCAGGGCCUCUUCGAGAUCUUGCACCAUCAAUUGCGCAGCGACGGCGCGAGAUCCGCGCUUUGCUCCCCCGUCUCUUUCGCACAUGGUGGGAAUCGGUAGAAAAGAGAACCUACUAGUCUCUUGGACCUACCGCUGACCUAUUAAAGUUCCCAGAACUCGAUAUCCCCCGACGACAACUCCGACAUCUCCUCGCUGCACGGUCUCACCACGGCGACUUUGCCUCGUACUAUCAGCGCUUCCAUCAUGAUAACGCUACACUGGAGUGCCCAUGUAGCUAUGAGAAGACUCUAAUAUAUUUGUUCUACUGCCGAAAGGUCCCUCUAGGCUUUCGAGCUCGGCUCGCACCCGAUACAUCGAAGUCUAUCGGUCGCUUUCUCGGCUCGCAGUUCAAGGUGUUCUGUCGAAUCGCGGACGUGUACUUCAAUAGAAUCUGCACACGUAGGUAGUAAUACCUCCACUCAACCGCCCGGCAGUGAUGCGUCAUUAUCACUCCUUAUAGGAGCUUUCCUUUCUACCAGCAUACUUUCCUUUGUCGGCCGACCAGCCAUUCCCUUACCUAGAUAGAAAAUACUGCUUGGGAAAGACACCCACUACUCACAGAGUGCACUGGCCCCCAAUUAAGAAGCCAGAAGUCAAUAGGGGCACCUAGAGCCCUCUCUGGAUCCCGCGUCGGGUGAGGAGUUGGAAAAUUAUCGUGUUACUGUGGUUUGUUUAAGGAAGGGACGUGGAGCAAGAAUCCCAAGGGGUGGGCCCUCGGCUCGGCGUCGUCACGUUUCGUGGCGGCUGGCGCCGCGUACGCGGGAGUUCGG
Molecule: messenger RNA, 1899 nt
Organism: [Torrubiella] hemipterigena
Lineage: Eukaryota; Fungi; Ascomycota; Sordariomycetes; Hypocreales; Clavicipitaceae
Source: the annotation of a GenBank genome assembly